Messenger RNA from Cryptomeria japonica (Japanese cedar), 1656 nucleotides. RefSeq names its product MLO-like protein 6. The transcript has 15 exons. Gene Ontology annotation, biological process: defense response. Bases 1 to 1656 code for a protein of 551 amino acids. The record is from RefSeq and is a predicted model, not a curated record. Gene Ontology annotation, cellular component: membrane. Lineage: Eukaryota; Viridiplantae; Streptophyta; Pinopsida; Cupressales; Cupressaceae.
AUGGCAGGAGGGGGCAAUGCAGAUUUUCGUUCCUUAGAACAAACGCCCACCUGGGCUGUGGCCAUUGUUUGCUUGGGCUUUGUACUCAUUUCUAUACUCAUCGAAAAAGCUAUUCAUUUCCUGUCAAGGUGGCUCAAGAAACGCCAAAAGAAAUCACUGGGAAAAGCACUAGAAAAGAUCAAAGAAGAAUUGAUGCUGUUGGGAUUCAUCUCCCUUCUGCUUACUGUUGGGCAGAAGCCAAUUUCAGAGAUUUGUAUAUCUGAGGGCUUAGGUGAUUCUUUCCUUCCCUGUUCAAAGGAGGAGGUUUCAGCAGAGAGUGUUUCUGACAAGAUUGAAAAGUUGGCAUUACUUGGGCACCAUCGUAAGCUCCUGUUCUUAGCUUCAGAAAUACCAUUAAGGCGUACCUUGGCAAGAGAUGAGACUGAGGAUGGUCACUGUGCUAAAAAAGGGAAGGUCCCUCUGAUAUCACAAGAUGGACUCCAUCAACUGCACAUCUUCAUUUUUGUGUUGGCUGUUUUUCAUGUCUUGUCAUGUAUUGUAAUCAUGACGCUCGGAUGGGCAAAGAUGAAGAAAUGGAAAGCAUGGGAGGAAGAGACUAAAACAUUGGAUUAUCAAUAUUCUACAGAUGUUUCAAGGUUUAGAUAUACUCGUGAAACUACUUUUGGAAGGAGGCAUAUGAGCUUUUGGUCCAAAACACCAAUCCUCACUUGGAUUGUAUGUUUUCUUAGACAAUUCGUCCUAUCUAUGUCCAAAGUGGAUUACUUAACAUUGUGUCAUGGAUUUAUACUUGCUCGUUUUGCUCCUCAUAGUAAUUUUGAUUUUCAAAGAUAUAUAAAGAGAUCUUUGCGGGAUGACUUUAGCGAUGUUGUAUCAAUUAGUCCACCUCUAUGGUUUUUCACAAUCUUAUUUCUACUUCUCAAGAGGAAUGGAUGGUUCACAUUCUUUUGGCUAUCAUUCAUUCCAUUAAUUAUUCUUCUAAUAGUGGGAACAAAGUUGCAAGUUAUAAUAACGAAAAUGGCGUUGGACAUCCAAGAUACAAAUCCUGUUGUGCGAGGAGCUCCAGUGGUGAAUCCCAAUGAUCAACUCUUUUGGUUCAAACGACCCCGCCUAAUUCUCCAUCUCAUUCAUUUUUCCCUAUUUCAGAGCGCUUUUCAACUUGCUUUUUUCUUCUGGGCAUGGUACGAGUAUGGCCUGGAAUCCUGCUUCCACAAACAGAUCGCCAAUAUUGUAGUUAGAGUAAGCUUGGGGGUUACAGUUCAAAUACUGUGCAGCUAUGUAACUCUCCCUCUCUACGCUCUUGUUACACAGAUGGGUACAGACAUGAAAACAACCAUAUUUGGUGAAAGAAUAGCCACGUCCUUGAAGAAGUGGCACCAGAGAGCUACGAGGAACCUUAGGGAAAGGCAAGAAAAUGUAUCAAGUGGACCAACAAAUUCACCUGAAGGAUCUUCUCCAGUUCAUCUUUUCCACAAUUACAAAAGUGUAAGAGACCCAGAAAGCUUAGAGCAAAUGGAACAAUUUGAACAUAAGCUUAGACCUUCAUCUUCUUACGAUCUUCGCCUGAAUGCCAAUAAUGAUUCCAAGGAAGAAAUACAGGGAGACACACAAGACGUUGAGACAGAUGCUUCUGAUUUCAGCUUUCACUUAUCCAAGUAA